Hippopotamus amphibius kiboko is the source of this 936-nucleotide messenger RNA. It is a transcript of the gene MOB3C, whose product is annotated as MOB kinase activator 3C. Gene Ontology annotation, cellular component: cytoplasm; nucleus. Gene Ontology annotation, biological process: positive regulation of protein phosphorylation; signal transduction. The coding region runs from base 177 to 827 and encodes 216 amino acids. Gene Ontology annotation, molecular function: protein kinase activator activity. The record is from RefSeq and is a predicted model, not a curated record. The transcript has 4 exons. NCBI's taxonomy places the organism in Eukaryota, Metazoa, Chordata, Mammalia, Artiodactyla, Hippopotamidae.
GGCGGGCCGGCAGGCAGACAGGCGAGAGGACCGGCACGGCCGGGGACGGCAGAAGGAGGGAACCACGCGCUGGGGAUGUGACCCCGCGGCCAGAAAGGAGUCGCGCGAGCCCACCCAGCGGAGCCCGGCAUCCGCAGGUCCUGCCCCUGGACCCCGGCCCUCGACUCAGCCUGACCAUGGCGCUGUGCCUGAAGCAGGUGUUCGCCAAGGACAAGACGUUCAGGCCGCGGAAGCGCUUCGAGCCCGGCACACAGCGCUUUGAGCUGUACAAGAAGGCGCAGGCGUCGCUCAAGUCGGGCCUGGACCUGCGCAGCGUGGUGAGGCUGCCGCCGGGCGAGAACAUCGACGACUGGAUCGCCGUGCACGUGGUGGACUUCUUCAACCGCAUCAACCUCAUCUACGGCACCAUGGCCGAGCGCUGCAGCGAGACCAGCUGUCCGGUCAUGGCCGGCGGGCCCCGCUACGAGUACCGCUGGCAGGACGAGCGCCAGUACCGGCGGCCGGCCAAGCUCUCGGCGCCGCGCUACAUGGCGCUGCUCAUGGACUGGAUUGAGGGCCUCAUCAACGACGAGGAUGUCUUUCCCACGCGCGUGGGAGUUCCCUUCCCCAAGAACUUCCAGCAGGUCUGCACCAAGAUCCUGACCCGCCUCUUCCGCGUCUUUGUGCACGUCUACAUCCACCACUUCGACAGCAUCCUCAGCAUGGGGGCCGAGGCGCACGUCAACACCUGCUACAAGCACUUCUACUACUUCAUCCGCGAGUUCAGCCUGGUGGACCAGCGGGAGCUGGAGCCACUGAGGGAAAUGACAGAGCGGAUCUGUCACUGACCCCAGAGCUGGACCUUGUUGCCUGUCAGAUGGACCAUCUGAACACAGAGUGGCCAGGGAGGGGACCCUCAGAAGUCUGGUGGCAGGGGAACCGGAAGGCCCUAGGGCC